Messenger RNA from Schistosoma intercalatum, 1000 nucleotides. The record is from the annotation of a GenBank genome assembly. Lineage: Eukaryota; Metazoa; Platyhelminthes; Trematoda; Strigeidida; Schistosomatidae.
AAAACUGAGAAAAAAGCGCAGCGUUUGUACGUUACGUUACUGUUGUUAAUUUCUGAUUUGUUAUCAGAUGAAAUUGCUUAAUUUCAUGACAACUUCUUAUUGUUUGCAACUUAGAAUACUGCACACUUCGAUCUGAGGUUUUAUCUGGCAAACGGAGUUGCCAAAUGUUCUCCUCAGAUUAUGAUGGUUGUGAGUCUGACAGUAGUUCAUCCAGUGAUUUGUGUUAUGACAACAGAAGUGUCAAUGCGAUCGAGAUCUCCAAAGCUAAAGCUAUGGAGUUUGAUGAAUUAAUGAACAAAGAACUUGAUUUACUGAUCAGAAGCGUUCACCAUAAAGCAACGGAUUUGAAAACAGGAAAAACGCAAAAUAAAAAUCUCAGAGUGAGAUUUAAAAAGGAUCAUGACGAUGACGAUGACUUUCCAGUAGAUAAAGAUCCACUUUGCGAUUAUGAAGAAGAUGAGGCUAAUGCUAAAUGGGUGCAAGAAAAUCUCCCUGGAGGGAAGAGCGAAAAAUCUGAUGCCAUCCUUAACUGUCCUGGAUGUAUGUCUGUGUUAUCUCUAGUUAGUCAUAGGCACCCACAUUUCAAGACACAGUAUUAUACAGAAUACCCUAUCAAUUGUAUUGUGGACGAAACUCAAAUCAUAUCUCGAACGAUAUCAAAACCACAAAAUGCGAAAAAAUCUCCAGAAAGCAGUUUGAAAUCAAACCGGAAUGUCAUAAAGGAAUAUCACCCGGUCACUUGUAAAGUAUGCGGUAAUUCAGUCGGAUGUAAGGAAAUCCAGACCAAUAUGAUCUACUUCAAUGACAUACUUGCAAGUCAUAGUUAACCGAAGGGAUUUUUUGCACAGGAUAAGUGGUAUGGCUACUUAAUAAUAUUAAGUAGCUUGUUCCGAGUAACAUCAAUUCAUGGACUAAGACUUUUUGCGAAUAACUUUAUUUCAUUGUAUAUAAGUAAAUUGCUUUUUUUAUCUCGGAAAUUAAUAAAAUCUCGGGCAAAUGC